Messenger RNA from Durusdinium trenchii, 1207 nucleotides. Lineage: Eukaryota; Dinophyceae; Suessiales; Symbiodiniaceae. The record is from the annotation of a GenBank genome assembly.
AUGUCUUGGUCGUGUCCCGCGUGUGUGAAGAACCGGCAUCGAUCUCACUCUAGUCACACGCUUGGUCCUGAUUGUCAGUGGGCCAUAGCAACCACCAGAAGUGAAGGUGCCAGGAAACAUCGUACGGGACAUCAUCCUAGGGAUCCGAUAGUUAAGGCAUCUGGUGAGCCCACUAGUUCGUUGAGGGUUGAUCUCAAGAGUGCUGAUGCACCAUCUCUCGCCGACCGAGGCAUUGAACCUGAAUCUCUGUCACCUGAAGAAGCAGCAAGGCGUAGAAAAGACAAGUCGCUGUCUGCGACACCAGUGCCUCCAGCGACAUCACUGCCUUUGACUCCAAAACCGCUUUCGAUAGCGCCCGGACCGCCCGGAACUCCAACUCCGGGAACUCCUGGUGGAACUACCAAGAGACGCGUUGAUGCGUCCACCCAAGCUGAUACCCCGGAAUCUCGCGUAGUUCCAGCUGAUGCUAUUGGUCCAUCCGUUGAAAAAGAGGAGUCUGAAGUUGCGGAACCUUCAUGGAGUCAACAUGACCUAGGCGCAGUUCUUCAACAGUUGAAGAGCCUCAGGCCGGGUAUUGUUCGCCGUGCAUUAAGAAGACUCCAUAUCCGUUGGUUUCAUUGUAGCGCCUCUCGCAUGAAAAUGCUGCUCACAGCCGCCGGUGUGAAGCCAGAUAUUUUGGAACUAGUGGACGAAAUAGUAAACGCAUGUUCAAUAUGUUGUGGCGUUCUCUUUCGCUCUCUUGGAGGAAUGGAAGACUUUUGUGAAGAAACGGAGGUUCUCGAGAUGUUGAAGCCAGGAUUUGGAUUGAAAGAUGCUCCUAGACUUUGGAACAAAGCAUUGCGCAAGGUGCUUGGUAUCAUUGGUGUUCGUGCAAUUGCCACUGACAACCAGCUCUACGUUAAACAUGAUAGCAAGGGAGUGUUGAUUCUUGCGAUCUCAGUCCAUGUGGACGAUCUCAAACUGACGGGCAUAGUCACUGAAAUGUUGAGAGCCAAGAAAGUCUUGGAAGAUCACUUUGAUGAGUUAAAAUGUGAAUCAGGUUCUUUUGAGCAUUUGGGUCUAGCACAUUCGUUUGCAGAUGGUCGGUGGUCUGUCGACCAAUCCCACUAUGCCAAGGAACUCAAACUCAUUCCUGAGUCAGAUCUUCGUUUGCACCCUGACGACUUGGCAAGUGCAGAAGUUGCCAAACUCUACAUGAGUCUUCUAG